AUGAAGGCAGAACAAAAGGUCAAGAAUGAGCUCGCCCAGAUAGAGGAAGAGGAGCUGCUGUCCUGGGAGGCCUUGAUGAAGGACAGAUACUUGCUGUCUGCACGGCAGGAGCAGAGCCAGAGCAUGGAGAGACGCAUCCUGGACACAGCCCAGAAGGUUUCCAGCAUUGCUGAUCUGCUGGAGAGAGAAGGGGAAACGAGCUCUGCUGCCAUGGUGAAAAGACUGGCCCAACUAGAAGAGCAGGUCAGCCAGUCAACUAAAGCCCUGCAGUGGAUUAUGGACAGUUUGAAAUCUCAGGGUUUGACUGCAAAAGACACACAGUCAUUGACAUCAGAUACAGCAGAUGAGACCCCAGAUUCUUUGGAUAAUACGCCAGAGAAAGGAAGCAGUUACCAUGUGAACUCCCGUCAGUUUUACUACCCAGACAGCAAACUCACGCGCUUCCCCGUGCCUGAGGAGAAGGUGCCCUGGAAGGUCAGCUUCAGCUCAUAUAUGCCAACUUAUUAUACCUCUAAAGAGAAUGAAGACCACGUGGAUGGAUCAGAACCAGAAGCCUUAGAUAAUUACAGAAACCCAGGAGGGAGGACAGGCAUCAGGGGGCAAGGGGCACUGAGCCGCUUGGGUCCAAACCUCAUUGUAGAACUUGUGAUUACACGGUGGCGAGACAGUGAGAGGUCAGUUCUGGAGUACCUGGCAACUCGGGGCGAGAGUCAAGGAACUUUGGUUUUACCUGGAGGGCCUGUUGACUCUGCUGAUCACCUGCCACCAAGGCUUAAAAGAAAGAUGGGGAAGGAGCUGUAUGAAACCAUCAACGCGAACCUAUCAGAGGGAAAAAAGGUGUUUGAAGGUUAUGUGGAUGACUGCAGGAACACAGAUAACGCCUGGGUGGAAAUGACUGUCCUAAACAUUCACCUGGACAGAAAAAGCAAUGUAAUUGUGGACAUCAACAAUAUGGUGCUGAGCAGCCACGGCGAUCUUCAGUGGCAGGAGGUGAGCAGCAAAGCCACACUUAGCCCAAACCAAAGAGAGUGGCUGCGGCUGGUUGCUGCGCUGCACAACGGGAAGUUCUGACAUUCACGACACACAGAGCUUAUGGCUUGGAAACACCUCGGCGUGCCCCUGGAUGCACUGGUGGGGGCAGCCAGGGAGAAGAACAUCUGCUUAGACUGCUGCCCCUGCAACCCAAACCUGGAUAAGCAUCAGAAAAUAGAUGGAUGGAAGAAUGAAUAAAGGGGGCCAGUUAUGCUCAUUCACAGCUCUGUGUUUUUAUUUAUAGCUCAUUAGAAUAGCUUUGCGUGAUUCAUAGCUCAAACUUUUUGUGACUCUUGAUGCAGCCAAUCGGAUUAUCGUCUGUCUGUGCUCAGACCAUAUUAGGGAUACUCAGUGAUGGCACACAGAGCCAGAAUAUAAAAAAACAAAACAAUAAAACAAAACAAUAAAAAAACUACUUUUGGAUCAUAGGAAUUACUUGUACAUGCAUGCACUGGCCUCAUUAUUAGAAACUUAAUAUGAGCCUUCAUCAUUCUUAUAUGUACAUCUAGUAUCUGUAUGGCAUAAAAAGUAUAAGGGAUCCCUUUUAAGUGGCUGAAGUUCACUAACACCGUACAGGGUAGUUGUACUUACGGCUGUCUAAUACUAUGCAGGAGUUAGUUUAUUCCAUAAGCUAUCAUAAGAGUUGUGAAGUAUAUUUAUUACUGCAACAUCAAAUGCAAUUUUCUGUCACUGCAGUAGAUUUAAUAAUAAUCUUAUAACUUGCUGAAUAUAAAUAAUGUUUUUUUUUUUUUUAAGGGACCAUACAACACGGUACUUUUAUUUUGAUAUGUACUUAUUUACUUGAUUAAAAUUUCUGUAUUUACUUGUAACAAAGCACUUUUACUUUGUAGUACUGCUGCGUUUAAAUUCUCACUGGUAAAAUAAUUUCUGCCUCUGUGUUUGUGUAAAUGGAGGCGUUUUUGUGUCGCACUCUCUCCUGUUCUGUUUAAAAGCAGCCUUUAUCUUCACUGCUUCGCAGAAAAGCUUGUGAAACACUUUUGUUUAUGAGUGCUGUGAGCUCAGUUUUUGUCCACCUGCCAAGCGUGCAGCGCUACGUUAGUUUCGGAGCAGCCUCCGCGGGCUCUCAUUGGCGCAGCCAGAGGUGGCCAGAUGGCGCAGUAUCGGUUUCACACCCUCCU
Archocentrus centrarchus (flier cichlid) is the source of this 2171-nucleotide messenger RNA. Its product is annotated as transient receptor potential cation channel subfamily M member 2-like. The coding region runs from base 1 to 1071 and encodes 356 amino acids. The transcript is spliced from 12 exons. The record is from RefSeq and is a predicted model, not a curated record. NCBI's taxonomy places the organism in Eukaryota, Metazoa, Chordata, Actinopteri, Cichliformes, Cichlidae. Gene Ontology annotation, molecular function: ADP-ribose diphosphatase activity.